AAUGAAAACGUGUGGGUACUAACAGACACAAGGUAUUACUCAGGUCCACAAAGUGAGUAAAAACAGGAGUGAGGACCGAUUUCAUACUCUGUCGUCACCCAGUCAUGGACUACAUGGACAUUAAAGUGGACACUUUUGAUUUAGUGGAAGAUGCGGACGCUGGCACCACUACAGAGGGAGCCACCUUAAUCCUGCUUUGUAACACCACCAUUACCAACUGUAACGCGACCGACGCCAUGUUUAGAAACAUCACGACCAGUCAGCUGGAACGAAUUGUCAGCGUUGUAGUUCCUAUUCUUUUUGGAAUCAUCGUCAUCGUUGGGUUGAUCGGCAACUCUUUGGUGGUUGUGGUGGUCAUCUUCAACCCUCCAAUGCGCUCAACCACCAACUUGCUCAUCAUCAAUCUAGCCGUGGCUGACCUCCUCUUUAUCGUCUUCUGCGUGCCCUUUACUGCUUGGGACUACGCGCUUCCUUACUGGCCCUUUGGCGACAUCUGGUGUCGUAUGGUGCAGUACUUGGUGAUCGUGUGUGCUUAUGCCAGUAUCUAUACUCUCGUUCUCAUGUCUCUGGACCGCUUUAUGGCUGUUGUACAUCCAAUCACUUCUAUGUCCAUCCGCACCGAAAAGAAUGCUUACGUUGCCAUCACAGUCACGUGGUCUCUGAUCCUCUUAGCCUGCUUGCCGGCUCUUCCAGCUCACGGGGAAGUGUCCUAUGAUGUGGGGUCCAAUCGCUACUCCAUGUGUGUAUUUCUCCAAGAAGGCUACAACUACCCGGCUUAUCAGAUCUCCUUCUUCCUUUCUUCCUACGUGGUGCCGCUCGUGCUCAUCUUCUGCCUGUACGUGCUGAUGUUGAAAAGAUUGUGGUUCCACGUGGCUCCGGGGGGAAAGGUCAGCGCCGGGAGCCAUAAGUCCAAGAAGCGGGUCACCCGGAUGGUAGUGAUAGUGGUCGUCAUCUUUGCUGUCUGUUGGUUCCCCAUUCAGAUCGUCUUGCUCCUGAAGAGCUUGGACAAGUACGAAAUGAAGUUAAGACCUGGCCGGGUUGUCUUCCAGGUGACGUCACACAUCCUAGCUUACACAAACUCCUGCGUCAACCCCAUCUUGUACGCCUUCUUGUCGGAUAACUUCCGCAAAGCUUUCCGGAAAGUCGUCACGUGCAUCCCAACCGGAGAACAGUCCAAGAAUGGUAGGCAACCUUACGAGCCUGUUGAGCGAGAAACAGUCGGAACCAAGAACACUUCUGCUAUGAAACUGAAUAAUGAUACAAUCUGAUCAACUUCCUUCAUCUCCGCCAGAAUAUUCUGGUGAUCACGUCUCCAUUUCGAAGUGUCUGUGUAACGUUUUUUUUGUUUUUUAUAGUGUUCUUACUUCGUUACUGUUCAGUGUCAAAAGUAUAUUCUGUGUCGCUACUUGUUCUAGUCAGAGUAUUUCCAGACCUAGUUGUUACAACCGCGGAAGUGACGUCACUAAUGGUAUUAUGCUCAAAAGCGGAAAUGACGUCACCAUUUGCACCGUUACUGCGAGUUAUGUUGUUACAGCUGCUAUUCGAGUGAGAUUUAAUCUCAUUGAGUGGUAGUAAAUAGAUUUUCUAAAUAAAAAAAAUCUCACAAUUUUAGUCACCAGCGUUGAGUAAGGGGAUUUAGUUAUAUGCUGCAUGCAAGGUUUUAAAUAUUCCGCCUUUUGUGGGGGUCUAGCCUGAUCACUUCAGAGACUAUUACUGAUGUGUUGAAGGCAGCGAAAAAACAGACACACAGAAAAAUCUAUUGCUUCUAAUAAGUGUUUGGUAUAAGAUUGGCCUGAUUUUCUUCCAAUUAAAAUCAACAACAAUCUCUCUAAUAUUGAUGGAUAGAUUGCGGUGCUGACAAGUCAGAAAAGUUGAUAUAUAUUUCUCUUUGAAGGUUUUUGUUGUUUUAAAGGAAAAUAUAAUAGUUUCCAAGGUUUAUGAACGAGAAGAAUUUAAGACUUGGUAAUUUGUACCUAAUAAGCAUCUCCUUGUAUUAUACAAUGGAUAUUGUUGUCGUCUACCUGCUAAAAUGCGGGGUUUGAUUCCUGACGGUGGACAGAGCUCAGAUAGAACAUUUUGUGGCUUUGCGCUAAUACAAACAAAAUAAUUUUAUUAUAUGUUUUGUUAUUUGUGAGAAAAAUCCGUAAGUUCUUGUGGUAAAGGUUUCAAAGUCAAAUAUGUGUCGUUCUUUUGAAGUGCAUGUAUCAGUGUGGUGCACCAGUAAAUUCCGAUGUUUGACGAGUUGGCUACCUCGUAAAAAUGGGGCUCUACGGGAGAUGCCAAUUUGAAUGACGUCACUAACACAUCAUCAACUAACACCUGAUGAGAAUGAGAUUAAGCAGAAGAAUGAAAGUUGGGGAAAUAUCAAGCUCAAAACGUAUUUUGUCCCAAGCCCACCACAGUAGAGACGAACGUUUUUUUCCACAACUGAUAUUUAAAUACAUGUACUUGUUCUUUUAUCAUAACUAGUAUAGUUUUAGUGUUUGUGUGUGUGUGUAAUAAAAUUUUAUUUCCACAA
This is a messenger RNA of Limulus polyphemus (Atlantic horseshoe crab), 2518 nucleotides long. RefSeq names its product allatostatin-A receptor-like. The transcript is spliced from 2 exons. Gene Ontology annotation, biological process: G protein-coupled receptor signaling pathway. Gene Ontology annotation, molecular function: G protein-coupled receptor activity. Bases 105 to 1268 code for a protein of 387 amino acids. NCBI's taxonomy places the organism in Eukaryota, Metazoa, Arthropoda, Merostomata, Xiphosura, Limulidae. The record is from RefSeq and is a predicted model, not a curated record. Gene Ontology annotation, cellular component: membrane.